AUGCCUUCCCACCAUAUCUUCUCCAUACCUCAAGAGCUCCAGGAUAUGAUCUUCGAGUGCGCAUACUCAAGAUCAGGCCCAUACCGCGAGCUCGCCCACAUGCCUUCACAACGACUCGACUAUGCUACCUUCAGAUUCAUCCCACGCACCCACAAGAUCGACUCCUUCCUCAUCAGCAAGCGCUGGUUCCUCGCCGCAGCUCGCGCAUACGUUGAAAGGCAGACAGUCCCCAUGAGUAUCGAUAGCCGGUCACACCUUUUCAACACCAGAGUUCUGUACGCAUUCGCCACUACAGUGUCUGCAUACCCGGCAGACCUCCUGCGCGCUAAACAGGGUCAGCUACCGAGAUUAAGGCGGAUGCAGUUCAUACCUUAUGUGGGGAAUCGACCCGGGCCGAGCGAGGAUGGACAUUUGAUGACGGACGAGGAGCUUCGAGGGUUGGAGUUGUUUCGUGGUCUGAGACGGUGGCAGAAUGAGUUCCCGGGCAUAGCGUUCGAGGUGAAGGAAGGGCCGCCAUCGGAGUCUCCGUGGGAAAGGAUGGAGGCGCUGAGCAUGGAGGAGGUUGAGAGGCUUAUGGGACUGGUGCAGGGCGAGGCCAAGCGUGCUGAGGCCGGGCGGGGUCAGAUGCUGCAUUAUAUCAACAGCAUGCUGUCAGGCAUCUCGUGGAGGAAGAGCAAGGGAAACAUGCGGCUGUAUGCUCGCUCGCGUGUACGGACUGAUGGCUCUAGCUUGAUCCAGAAAGACUCGGAAGAGAUGCUCGAAGACUGUCUACGAUUUUUGAUGAGAGCACAAUCAUCUCUGCGGAGGAGGUGGCAUAUGCGAGUUCACCAGGCAAUUCAGUGGCAGAUCUGGCUUGUAUACCGAUUAAGUGGCAAGCGGGGCUCUUUUGCGUUGAAAGCCGUAAUGAUGGUCAUGUGGACUGUGGCGAUCUAUAAGCUUGUGCACGACGUCCGAGGCUGGGUGGGUAUAGUAGACAGGCUGAUGAUGCUCCUUGCGAAGAUUGUGGUAGGCAUGGUAGUCUCGAGGGUUUCUAGAAUGUUGAUCAGAAGAUUCUCCAACGACUGGUGA
Messenger RNA from Fulvia fulva, 1068 nucleotides. RefSeq lists its product as uncharacterized. The transcript has a single exon. The record is from RefSeq and is a predicted model, not a curated record. Lineage: Eukaryota; Fungi; Ascomycota; Dothideomycetes; Mycosphaerellales; Mycosphaerellaceae. Bases 1 to 1068 code for a protein of 355 amino acids.